This is a messenger RNA of Arachis ipaensis, 1206 nucleotides long. Lineage: Eukaryota; Viridiplantae; Streptophyta; Magnoliopsida; Fabales; Fabaceae. The record is from RefSeq and is a predicted model, not a curated record.
AUGGAGCUGGUUUUGGAUCUGAAAUUACAACCGGGUUCCACUGAAAAUCGAGAUGGGGUAGUGAAGGAGAGAAGGGAUUCCAGUGGGAAGCAUGCAAGGGACUAUACCAUUUAUACAGGGGCUUUUGGGACAAUAUACUUCUUUUCAUUUAUGAGUCUUGCUAUUGAUGCUCUUGGAAAAAUCUCUCCAUGGAAGGAAGCUUGGAGUAUUGAGGCUAAGAUCUUGACCAUUUGGGAAGAUGCUACCAUUGUUAAUGAAAGUAUGCAGAAACUCUUACACAUGGUCUUGAUGGAUAAGCAGCAUGUAAUGUCUGAUGGGUUACAAGACAUCGAUUUCGCAUCCUUUGAAGUGGUGUUUCCAGUGGCGGACGGGACCGCUACUACAAAGAGUACUACAUCCUUGAUCGUGAAAUAUCGAUUGCUUGUUGAACCCUGUGAAUUGCGUGAAAGUAGGAUACUCCAAAUUCUCAUACCCAACCCUGGUUUAAGUGUAACUUCUAUGGACCAGAUUCUUCAGAAGUGCGUUGAUUAUGAGUACUUAAUAGAUUUUGUUGGGGUCCUUUGUGGAUUGAAAAAGAGAAUGGAUGUUGAGUGUAAUGGAAAGAUAUUGAAAGUUCUGACCCUUGAAGUUUUUGCUGAUGGGUACCAGAGACCACCUGUUGUAAUUCUGCAAUCUUUCAAAAUCAAAGUCAAUGGAGAUAAAGUCAGUCUCCAAAAUGUCAUCAAUAUUUCCCGAGUUUUGAUCAACCCUGAUAUGCAGGAAACUGUGAAUUUUCUGAAUCAAUAUGGUAUUGCGAGCCACCAUUUCAGUAGACUUCGUAGUAAUGAGGUUGGGGAUUUAGUAUGUGUAAUUGAUGAUGAAUCUUUUGAUUGGAAGCUAAUACGCACUAUUGAUAAUCUUAAGGCAAACAAUGAGGAUGGACAAUUCUUUGUGGUUGGAAAAAUUAAGGAGAUUGUUGAAGAUCCGGAGUGGUGGUUUUUUUCUUGUGUUUGCGGUCAUCCUAUUGUAGGUGAUGAUAAUGUGUUCCAUUGUCAGCUGUGCAGAAGAGAUGUUCAGCAUUUUAUGAUAAGUUACAGGAUUAAGAUACUUGUUGAAGACGGUACUUCUUGUGGAAUGUUUGUCUUGUUAGACAGCCCAGCCACUAAGCUAUUAGGGAGAACCUGUUCUGAUGUGUUUUUGUUGUUAGAAGAUGAAAUCGAUGUAUAG